Annulohypoxylon truncatum is the source of this 1092-nucleotide messenger RNA. RefSeq lists its product as uncharacterized. NCBI's taxonomy places the organism in Eukaryota, Fungi, Ascomycota, Sordariomycetes, Xylariales, Hypoxylaceae. The transcript is spliced from 2 exons. The record is from RefSeq and is a predicted model, not a curated record. Bases 286 to 885 code for a protein of 199 amino acids.
CACGAACUGAAGUUUGAAUUAUGUCAUUGGAAACACUAUCGUUGGGUUGGAGUACGAAACGAUGUUGGAUUUACAGACUGAGGGGCAGUGAAGGCGAUCAUGUUCACUAAAGGGACGAGUAGAGAUUUGCUUCCACUCCAAUGGCUAUAAGAAUCUCAAUAUCCCACUUCAAUUCUCUAGAUAUUGUUUAUAUUAUCACCAACAUUCGAAAUCAACCCUUUACACUCUCAUAGAGUAUCGAACAGUUUCUAGCUCUCGGCGUCUUCAACUUGAAAUUUUACGAAAAUGAGAUUCCAGACCCCUCUCGUGCUCAUCGCGAGCCUUAUCACCUUUGUAUCUGGUGAGGCCGCAGGUGUUCGCUCUCACGCCCGAGACCUCAGCAUAGAAAGAGAUACUCCUGACCUUUCUAUCGAGGAAGAAUCUCACUUGCUCAAGCGUAACCCAGUCCUCCCGAAGGGCAAGGAUGAUACCAAACUCCACGCCUGGAUUCGAACCGACAAAGAAACUGUGGAAUAUGAUAACCGUCAUGGAAUAAGCCACGAGGGUCUGAACCAGAUGAUGAAGGACAUCGGUGGUAAUCACGUGGACGUCGUCGUCGGUAACAGCAAAGGAUACUACCAGGCUGGCCUCGAGUUUUCCAGCAAAGACUGGAUUAAGCAACACCCGAAUGGGGACGGUGCCGCAAUCUCUGAGUAUUGGGAGCCAUAUGUUACGAUGCCUCAGGAGAGCUUUCAAUACCAGGGACAGAUCGACGGACGAAAGACUCUUAACUCCGUCCAUGAUGCUGCCACGCAAGAGAUUAAAGACCACACAUACAAUCACCAAACGUACAACUGCAAGACCUAUGCCCAGAACCUCGUCAAGAGAUUGAAUGUGAAGGCUUAAAUUAAUUUGGGUCUGGAUACGGAUAUGAGGAGGCUCAAGUGGCUUUUUGGAAGUAAAAAGAACUUAUAGUCCUAUUUUACCGUUGUAAGAGAUAUCUAGUCACUGUAAAUAUGGGAGAUGUAGAGGGAUGGGGGAGAAUUGAGACUGGGUGUUUGGACGUAUUUUUGUAUUAGUAUGUAAGAAGUCGCUCGUUAAAUUCAAUAAAGC